AUGGACUACGAUGACGAAGACGAGUUCCCGCGACCGUCCUUUGCGGGUCAAAAGCGCAAAGUCGAAAAAAUGAGCUCGUCAGAUGAAGAAGAGGCGGCAGCAGCUCGUCCGUCGUUUGGGUUUCAAUCAUUUCAGCGCGCCGCAUCACGUUCAGAAUCACCUCCAACGAUGACAGGCCUCGGAGGAGGAGGCGGCGGGGCUCGUCGCAGUCCCUGGAACAACAAUAAUAAUAUGUCAGCUAGUGAGACGCCGAAUCAAAGAUCUAGAGGAGGAGGAGGUGCUGGAAAAAAGCAAGGCUCAGCUCCAGCAGGAGGAAACUCGUUCGCCGCUCGUAUGAUGGCGAAGAUGGGCUACGUCGAUGGCCAGGGUUUGGGUUCUGCUGGUCAUGGUAUCGUCAAUCCGGUCGAAGCGCAAACGCGCCCCCAGGGUCUCGGUCUCGGUGCCGUGAAGGAAAAAUCAAAACAGGCGAGAGAUGAAGAGAAGCGGCAGGCCGCUGCCAAAGGCGAGGUCGUAGAGGACAGUUCGGAUGAGGAGCGACAGCGCCGUCAGAAACGCAAGGCGCAACAGCGCAAACAAGAAGGCAGAAGCGGCGCAAGUACUCCAGCUGGUCCCCGAAAACCGCGAUUCAGAACGGCUCGUGAAAUGGAGGUGGAGGCAGAAGGGCUGGAGGUGCCUAGUGUGCUCAUGUCGCUGGUCGACGCCACAGGAAAGGAGCAGAAAGUUCUGACAUCUACCGCUGGACUGAUGACACCGAUGGAAUUUGUAAACCAGGAAGAAGGAGAAGCUCUCAAAAUUGCACGGCGCGCAAGACACGACCUUGAAGCAUUUGUCGAUGAAUGGAAAGGCCUGACGGAACGAAAGAAGUUUAUCGAAUUCGAAGAAACACAAGUGGUCCACGAGAUUGACACUCAGCAAGUAAAGGCAGACCAGUUAACAAAUCUGGUGUCAGCUAUCAGCGAACUCCAGGUAUCGCAAGAUCAGGACGACAUCACAACACUAUUUGAGGGGGUUACAAGCAAGCUUGAAUUGAUCGAGAUAGAGUAUCGAGAUCUGAUUGACGAGUACCGACUUUCAGAUGCGGCGGUUGCAGCCAUUCAUCCUCUUUUCCGGAAGGCCGUCGAAGAAUGGGAACCGCUGAAGGAUCCCACAUAUCUGGUUGCUCAACUUCGCCGUUUGCUACCGCUUCUCUCUCGUCCCCGUUCGGAAAAUGCCGAAGAGCGUCAGCGGCAAUCUACAACUUCGUAUGAAACUUUGAUUUACUCAAUAUGGCUGCCUCGAGUACGGUCUGUCCUAUUGAAUGAAUGGGACGUUUACGAACCUUCGCCUGCCACCUCGCUGAUUGUUGCGUGGAAAGACGUGAUUCCUUCAUUUGUCUACGCAAAUGUUCUCGACCAAGUAGUCGUUCCCAAACUCAGCGCUGCUAUCAAAGAAUGGAGACCUCGCGCUAGUCGGCAUCAUAAAACUUCUUCUCAGCCGGGUUCUCGCUUUCCCUGGUGGUUAUUUACUUGGCUGCAGUAUCUCAACGAGCGACAUACAGACCCUAGACAUGCCACCGGCCUUCUAUCGGAUGUCAAACGCAAGUUCCGAGUCGUGUUGGACAAAUGGGACCUUCGUAAUGGCCUUGUUGGUGGUGUUGAGCUUUGGAAGGAGGCUUUGGGGUCAGAAUUUGAUGUUACACUUCAAAACCACCUGCUUCCACGCCUAGCAAGACACCUACGAGAUGAUUUCGAAGUCAAUCCACAGGACCAAGAUCUCGCUGCAUUCGAAGACGUGCUAAAGUGGAAGGAUUACUACAAACCCAAGGUGUUUGGGUUACUCCUAGUCGCUGAAUUCUUCCCUAAAUGGCACAACAUUUUGUAUGUGUGGUUGACCAACGAACCUAACUUUGAGGAAGUCGGCGAAUGGUUUACGUGGUGGCGGUCACAAGUCCCUUCAGAUCUCAAUGAAAUAGUCGCCGUCGACGACGAGUGGACCAAAGCGUUGAAGAUGAUGGACCUGGCCGCUCAACUGGGCGACCGAGCAGCAACAGAACUCCCUCAACCCGAAAUUACGCCUUCAGCAGCACCAGCAGCUUCUACCAAUCUUCGGCCAGACAAGGUUGUCGUCCCUCCCGCCGCUGCCGCCGCCAAGGCGAAACCACAGCCCGCCGAGGUCGCUUUCAAGGACAUUGUCGAAGACUGGUGUGCCGAACAAGGACUCAUUAUACUGCCCUUACGAGAAGCUCACCCGCAAAACGGUCAACCUCUAUUUCGAAUUACUGCCAGUGCGAGUGGGAAAGGAGGCGCCGUGGUUUUCUUACAAGGCGAUGUCGUCUGGGCACAGAAUCGCAAGGCGCGAGAUACUUGGGAGCCGAUGGGGUUGGAGGACCGCUUGGUCGAUCGUGCUGAGGGUAAAUGA
Molecule: messenger RNA, 2397 nt
Organism: Talaromyces rugulosus
Lineage: Eukaryota; Fungi; Ascomycota; Eurotiomycetes; Eurotiales; Trichocomaceae
Exons: 1
Coding region: 1-2397 (798 amino acids)
Biological process (GO): spliceosomal complex disassembly
Cellular component (GO): U2-type post-mRNA release spliceosomal complex
Molecular function (GO): nucleic acid binding
Source: RefSeq, a predicted model, not a curated record